CUCUCAGCUCGAACCUCACUUUCCCACCCGAGCCAGUCAAACUUCCAAAGAGGUAUGUAUGGUCUACUUCAACGCCAACAGCGACUUCGGCAGGGCGAGAUGACGCCUUUUAUCGUGGCUGGGGACAGCAAUCAUCAGCGUCGGCCCCGAUGAGCGACAAUGCGAUGAACGCGCGAUGCAUCAGCCAUCAUGCUGUUCCGUUUGGCGCAUUCACGGCUUGGCUGGCGUCUCUUGAUACGCUGCCUCCCCUCCGGCAAUGAGCAGGCUGAACCCUCGUCGACGGAUCGCUGAGGGCACUCUCCAUGUUCAGAAGAGCCACCCCGAGUCUAACAUGCAUUGUCCAUUGGUAGAUACCUCAUUUCCCAAACUCGACUUGAGAAUCUCCUGUCAAUACCGCCAAAAUGGUCCGCACUUCCGUUCUCCACGACGCCCUCAACUCCAUCAACAAUGCCGAGAAGUCCGGCAAGCGCCAGGUCCUGAUCCGACCUAGCUCCAAGGUCAUUGUCAAGUUCCUCCAGGUCAUGCAGCGCCACGGCUACAUUGGCGAGUUCGAGGAGGUCGAUGACCACCGCUCCGGCAAGAUCGUCGUUCAGCUGAACGGCCGUCUCAACAAGACUGGUGUCAUCUCCCCCCGCUACAACGUCCGUCUCGCCGAUCUCGAGAAGUGGGUUGUCAAGCUGCUGCCUGCCCGUCAGUUCGGCUACGUUAUCCUGACCACCUCUGCUGGUAUCAUGGACCACGAGGAGGCCCGCCGAAAGCACGUUGCCGGCAAGAUCAUCGGCUUCUUCUACUAAAAAAUUGGCGAUGAGAGAGAAAUAAAAAAACCAUUUUGAGGCAUUCUCGGCGUUUCAAUGGUGAUCGCGGUAACAGUGAUCAGCGUCCUUUGAUUUAUACCCGGAUAGUCACUUU
Molecule: messenger RNA, 909 nt
Organism: Trichoderma asperellum CBS 433.97
Lineage: Eukaryota; Fungi; Ascomycota; Sordariomycetes; Hypocreales; Hypocreaceae
Source: RefSeq, a predicted model, not a curated record